This is a messenger RNA of Agrilus planipennis (emerald ash borer), 4398 nucleotides long. RefSeq lists its product as uncharacterized. The transcript has 5 exons. Lineage: Eukaryota; Metazoa; Arthropoda; Insecta; Coleoptera; Buprestidae. The record is from RefSeq and is a predicted model, not a curated record. Bases 1448 to 2671 code for a protein of 407 amino acids.
AAAGGAAUUGGACGAGUUAUGGAACUCACUUCCAGGUGAAAUGAAGAGGAAGAAAUAGAUGGAAGCGCAUCAUGUAUUGCAACGAUCUGCCCUAUGAAGAGUUAUUUAUUUUAACGAUUUUGGUAUGAAGUGUACAUAUGUGAGUGAAAGUGUAAGAAGAAAGGACAAAACAUUUCCAAACGAUGCAAAAUAAUUUUGACCCUGGUUGAUCAAGUGAACAAUAUAAAAUCCAAGAAUCAAUGUAAUCAAAUAAAAAUAUAUACUUAAAACAAUACUAAAACAGUGAUAGAAGACAACCCGUGUGGUUAAUGUAUUUAAAGAAAUAUGUAAUUAAUCCUGCAUCGCUUUAUUAAAAAUAAUUUAUAAAUACAUGUAAAUGUCAAAUAAAUAUAAUAACUAAAAGAGCGUCCAAACAUUGCAAAGUUAUUUGGGGGCCAUUGCAGUUAUACAUAAGCAUAUCAAAAAAUUAAGCUAUGAUGCUUAACUCUAAAGAUAACAUUUAUUUUUUGAACUGUGCUUUCUACUAUUUGUAUCUCUUGCUUUCAUCGUCUAUAUACUAACGAUAUAUACAACACAUACAUAUAUAUUCGUAUACACUUACUUAAUUAGCUCUUUAUUAACUGGCUAUCCUGCCGAAUAUUUUUUAUAAAUGUCUACAUCGACAAGUACCCGAAGGUGGACCAACUGUGACCUUCCCUCUAGAAAUUGAUAAUCUCAAGAACUUAAGUUACUGUCCCUUUACAAAACCAUAGCCUCAAGAAAUCGUAUUGGUGUUACAUUAAAAAUGUCACGAUCUUCAAUUUCUCUUCCAAGAAGGUAAAGUCGGCAACUAUACAACGAUAUUUACCGUCUGCCUUAAGUUUUUCUCGUCAACAGUAUUUGAAACGUUUACAAGAAUGUAUGUAACUCUAUUCGAUAAUUAUUUCAUUAAAGUAAUCUUUAAAAAGGAUACUCUAAUUAAUAUCCCUAUGGUAAGCUAAAGCUGAUUUAAAGUUAACACCAAAGAUAAAACUAAUUAUUCCGUGUAAAUAAUGACCAACUUAUAAAAGAAUAUCAGUUAAAACUAAUACGAAGAAGUUAAUGUCGGCAAUCCUAAUUGAAUAUUCGAAAAUGGGACCGUUCAAGAAUUUUGUGCACCGUCUUUACUGCUCCUCAACGCAUAUUGUGUUACUCUUCGUGGAUUCGGUAGAAACAGUUGAAAGAUUUCAAGUGUGUUUGGUGUUCAUUAAGUAAUGUUUUCUGGGACAAAAAAGGAAAUACCACUACACUUUUGUUAUUUGUUACUCCAAACAUGGCUAAAUGUCACAUAAAUACAAUGCAAAGUAUGGUUUGCUAUUCCUGAUACUUACUUUCGCUUUCUUCAAUCUUUUGUUGUCAAUUUUGGUUUUGUUUCGACCUGUGCAAACGGAGAAGAGAUGAACAAUAGUACCGUUUAAGUAAAAACUGCAUGAGCACCGCAGUGUCGGCGAGUAUGCAGGCGGCGCUACUAAUCAGAGAGAAGCAGCGUCUUCGAAGAAAAAAAUUUAAAAAAGGACGAUCGGAACUGCCCAGCAAUGUGGCAACCAGGGAGAUCGCCCCCUUUCCAACCUAUCCACCAGGAUUCUGGUGUUCACAGGGGCGGGCAGCCUGGCAAGAAAGACAAGCUGCUGCAGCUGCAGGUGGAAGACGCUGUUCUCUCUCCCAUGAAGCCCAACAGCAUCGACAAAGGCAAGCCGAAGCACAUCAUCGAUGGAUUAAGCGAAACAGAAUUCAUGAUACGACAUACGGUGGAGAUUCCGAAGAUGAUUUAUUCAGCAUUUACCACCAGAGUGCUGCAGCCAAUGCUCUUCUCUACGUCGGUUUAGGCACAACCGCAAUUGGUUUUGUAGUUUUCUUCGUCGGAUCUGGCGAUAAAGGUUUCAAAACGUUGGAACUACGCCUAAUAGGACCUACUCUUAUUGCUUGUGGCCUAUUAUGCUGCCUCGUUCGUGUACUGCUAUGUGCUUGCCCGUCCACCUGCCUUCAACAGCGUCGGAAAAAGAAGAAAAGACUCAAGAAUACAUGCCCACAUCGAAAAAGAUUUCCAUCAGAGCAACGGGAAAAACUAAAUACAGAAUUUGUUCCGGUUGACCCUACACAAUCAUUAAUUAGCAAACAAAAGAAAAGGGUGUCGAUUGCUCCUCCAAAGUCUUUACCAAGUACUAGUACGUCGGAACACCUGCACAACACCUCAAACAUUCAACAAGGUUCUGGAAAUUCAGAAAAUUCAAGACUACCACUGACUACACAAUCCUCUAUUCCCAUAAUAACGGUGCCUGAAUUCGCAGACUUCAACAACGACCAGAGACCCCGCAGAAUGUCACACGAAGACACAUGCAUCGAGUUGGAGAACUUAGAAUUCACUUACGACCUGCAAAGCGUCUCUAGCAACGACGAAGUUGAGUUGGAAGAAAGAGAUAGGGCGGUGAUGAGGUGUAGUGUUAUACAAACUCAAAAGAAAACUCAGUUGAAUGAAGUUUCUAAUAAAUUAGAAGCUUUUGAUGGUGGCGGUAUUACGGAAGAAAAUGAUGAAACUUGUUUAACGGUUGUGAUAGAAAAAAACCAACAAGAAACUGAAAAUGAUAGGAAAAAUGACAAUGAAAAAAAAUCGCACAGUGGGAUCGUAUUGAGUCCUUUGCAAUUGGGACAAUAAAUAAUUGUUGUUUUAAAUGUUUCCGACUCAAAUUUAAACACUUUACGGUACAAUACGACUAACUAGCCUUAGAUGAAAUAUCAGCCCUUAGUCAUUAUUGAGCUUUUGUACAAUAAAUAAAUUAAAACUAAGAAAGGAUUAUUAACAAUCAAAAAACCCUGAAGAAAUUCAUUACAGAGAUAAAUUGUUAUAUAACGAUAAGUUAUUAAUCAUUAACAUUCGCAUUCGGUUUAGAUACAGCCGAUUGAGUUUUCGGGUUGGGUCGCAGCGUCCUUUGCUUAACUGAAAAUGUUUUUUUUGACUUUUAUCUAAAUUGAUAUUUAAAAUUGAUAAGUAUCAUGCAGGUCAGAAAUGCAGGAAAUGAUCAUUUGUCCGUCGACAAGCAUAAUAAGUCAUCUUAACCGUAGAUUGUUUGAAUAAAGUAAAGUAAGCAUCAUGCGAAUGUAACCCAAUAAACAAUUUUAAAAGAAUACACUUUCUUUAUCAGGAAUAUAAACCGUCGUUGUAAACUACUACAUUUUAAUGUAUGCUACAAAGGCUAGUGGAAGUAGAUUGUCAAAGCAAAGCAAAUCAUUACAGCUUUUAUCCUCACUAAAUGUGCAUAUAAAUUACAGGGUGCUUUUUAAGAAUACCACAAUCUUUAUAUUUUCAAUACCUUCGCUAUAAUAAAAUGACAAUGAUUGAAUAAGUCCAGUCAUAAUUCAUUCUGACGUGCCUAAUAGGCUACAUGAUAAAUAGAGAAUGCUUAUGUAGGUAUUACAUUAUGUACCCUAUUGAGAAUUGCUUCUACAUUUGUUUUAUAUUAAGAAUGUGGUAUAAACAAAAAAUUAAAUAUGUUUUUGAAUUUAUCAUGCGAAAGAAUCGCGUUUAACUUGGUUUGACGUCGAAUGAUCUAAAGAUGUUGUCAGUAGUUUUAUUACAUGAACAAAUACUUGCAGUACAUGCAGUAAUUUUCAUUUUACAAUACAAGCAAUAUCUGAACUAUUCUAUAUAAAAAUGUUAUCUUAUUUCUGCUAGGGAUCUCAUUUGGCAGACAAUAUUCACUUGGCAAUUUGGAGAUAAUAAUUAUUAUUAAACAUUCAUAAAUUUUCUCAUAUGCUCAUAGCCUUUCUAAUAAAUAUAUUCCAAACUUCACUGGAUGUUAGUAGGUUUACAAAAUUACCCUAAUUAGUUUAAGGUUUAUAAUUUAUACCUUCAAUUUUUAUUUUACUUAUAAUUUAUUAGUUUCGUUAAAACAAAUAAUCAUUCAAUAACAACCUCAUUAUUAAACUUUAUAUAAUCUCCAAAAAUAUAUAUAUAGAAAAGUGCAGUUAUUGAAAAGUAUUGUCGACAAUUGUCAACUGAUAACAAUUACAACUAGUUACAUAAGGUAUCCAAAUAAAUUAUAAAUGCACGUAACUAUAAUAGAUGUUGACAAUGUUAUUCAUGCCUCUAUAAUAUUAAUACCUAGAACAUUUAAUCAAAGCUAUGUACGACAUAGUUUUGCAGUAACCCACCUAAUACUGCAUCAUGUUCAUUACGUCUCUGUGUUUAAAUUUGAGCGGAUGUUGUUAGAAAAUUUGUAAAUGGAAUUGAUUAAUGAUUUAGAAAGUAUUACACCGUACACAUACAUGCAAACCUGUGUACCAUACCAGAUCAUGAAGUAACGAAGUAAUGAUAAAAUAUAUAUUCGUUGGGAUACAUCUGUAUUAUACUGAAACAGUAAAAAUUAUUUAACUCAUUCUGAA